CGCAGCAUAGUGGGUUGAAAGCGUAACCAGCCACAUCAAAACCUCUUUAAUGUUGUGGGAAAAUGCCAGUAACAAGGAACGUUAAAAUCAUCGCUGCUAUUUACACAGUGGUAGCAUUUUACAUUUACUUUCGAAACAUAUCCUUGUGUGAAAACGACGUGGAUGUGGAUCAUGCUGCCCAGUCCACCGAUGUGAAGAAGCCUCUUGUGUUGCUGUGGUUCUGGCCAGGGGGGCAGGGAGACGUGAGAUUCAACCUGAAGGACUGCGGUACGUUCUUCAAUAUUGAUGGUUGCGUUCUAACCGACAACCGAUCCCUGUUUGACAAAUCCGAUGCUGUCAUUUUCUACCACAAGGAGAUCAACUGGGAUCUGAGCAACAUGCCCCGGUCACCACGACCACGUUUUCAGAAAUGGAUUUGGUUUAAUCUGGAACCUCCUUCACAUACACAAAAAAUACCCGGCUUGGAAAAGCUGUUCAAUCUGACGAUGAGUUACCGACGACAUGCCGACAUCAUUGUGCGCUACGACCUGCUAGGAAAGAAAACCAACCAGGAUAGUGAUUUUGUGCUACCCAGAAAAGAUAAAAUGGUUUGUUUGAUUGUGAGUAAUAAAGGAGCCUAUGACAGAAAGCCAUAUUACGAAGAGCUAUCUAAACACAUAAAACUACAUCUCUUUGGCGAAUUCUCAUGGAGCCGUGUCAAGCAUGAGAAUUAUUACUCAACCAUCGCUAGUUGUAAGUUUUAUCUUGCGUUUGAGAAUUCAGUCCACAAAGACUACAUCACGGAAAACAUGAACAGUCCGCUCGCAGUGGGCACUGUACCCGUGGUUUCUGGCACAUCCAGACAAAACUAUGAGGAAUUCUUUCCCGCUGAUUCAUUCAUUCAUGUCAACGACUACCCCAAUGCAAAGGCUCUAGCUGAAUUUCUCAUCCAGUUGGACAAAAAUGAUGAAAUGUACAUGCAAUACUUUAACUGGAGGAAGUACCUGACAGUCCCACCCCAGCUCCUGACUGAUGAGAAAGAGUUUACCCUUCCAGUGUGCACUGCCUGUGAUCACAUAUCAAGAGACAACGGCUACAGUGUUGUUCAGGACUUGUACAAGUGGUACUUUGUAUAGGUACCACUAUAGGUACCUCAGCGUGUUUGUGAUGCCUGUGUUAUCAAUAGGAAAAUGGUUUUACUUAUACACAUAAUGGUAAAAGGCUAAAAAUGAAGGAAAUUCAAAUGACCACCAUAACCCUAGCUAUACUGAUGCACAAACAAUCCCAAAGUACCUUGUUUGUGCAUUGGGUUAGUUAGGUUUGUGUUAGUCCUUUGGAUUUUGUUUUUAACAUUUUCUUUUGAGGCUUUUCACACACCACUGACAGUGAAACAGUUUUGUUUUUAAUAUUAUCUCGGGAUGGAACUUGGUUGAUGUAUUCAUGAGUGUUUUAGUCAGUUUUCA
Osmerus eperlanus (European smelt) is the source of this 1442-nucleotide messenger RNA. RefSeq names its product 4-galactosyl-N-acetylglucosaminide 3-alpha-L-fucosyltransferase 9-like. Gene Ontology annotation, cellular component: membrane. The record is from RefSeq and is a predicted model, not a curated record. NCBI's taxonomy places the organism in Eukaryota, Metazoa, Chordata, Actinopteri, Osmeriformes, Osmeridae. The transcript has 2 exons. Bases 63 to 1115 code for a protein of 350 amino acids. Gene Ontology annotation, molecular function: alpha-(1->3)-fucosyltransferase activity.